UCGAGUUUAAAUUUAGUUUUCCUGUUUAGUACAUCCGGUGUUGAGUUACUUUUUUGGAAAAGUGCAAAAUGUUCACAAAAAUGAGAAUAGAGAGGAAAAGAAUUGAUAAAAACAUUAUCCGCUAUCACAUUUUAUCAUAAGAAAUGGUGACAAUGCUUACCUUUUUCUUUAUCUUGAAGAAAUGGUCAUGAGUAUGCAGCUGAAAAAGAAAGUCUUGUUGGCCUUAGUUGGUAUUUUCCUUUUCUUGAUAAUAUUCAUUACAUAUAUUGGUCGCAUGAUUCCAUGGCGUGGCUACAGUCACCAUGAGAAUGUAUUUGAGUAUGAUGAAUAUAAUGAUGGGGAUUAUGACGAGAAAGAACGUUUUGAAAAGGCGAGGAAACACCUUCCAAAGUGGAAUUACACCAAGAAGAAUAUAGGCAUUUUCAUGAGACCACGUCUUGAUUGGAUGCCAACACCUAAACCAACAAAGCCAUCACCACAAAUUAUUGUAAAGAAAAACAAGAAGAUUUCAUUCUCCCCAGAUCUACCGCUGGACAAAAUUGAGGAAAAUUUCUACAGGUAUUUGGAGCAGAAAGAUGUCAUUUGUAAACAAGACAAAAGACUUGGAUACCAGCAUGAUGGUGGAUACAAUGUGUGUUUUUCUCCUCCCUUUGGUCUGAAAAAACCAUGCCUAGUUUACUCAUUUGGUAUUGCAAAUGACUGGAACUUUGAUGAUGCAGUUUCCAAAAUUUAUGGCUGUAGGGUGUUGUCAUUUGAUCCCAGUGUAAAAAAUCUGAAUAAUCACAAUAGGAGUGAUUUAAUUACUUUCAAAAAACUCGGACUGGGAGGUAGGAAUGGAAUCAACAGUAAAGGAUGGAAAAUGAAGACACUGAGUCAACAUUUAGAAGAUGAAGGUCACACAAAGACUGCCAUUGACUAUCUGAAGUUUGAUGUUGAAUACACAGAAUGGAACAUUCUCAAAAAUAUCGUGAGUGAUAAUUCACUAGACAAUGUCAAACAGAUUGGAUUUGAGAUGCAUACUCCCGAGUUUUUGAACAAGUUUAAGAAAAUUCCCAAACCAAAGCACACAACCAAGAAGGACUACCUUGAAAUGGUAAAAUUACUUAAGGGACUGGAAAAGAAAAACUUCCGAAGGUUUAAUCACAGAAGAAAUCCAUUUUGUGAAUAUGAAGCGCCAGGUGCUUAUAAGAAAUAUUACUAUUGUUAUGAGCUUCAUUAUGUCAACAUGAAGUUUGUGUCAUCCAAUCACACCAUUGCCGAAGAGUAACAAGGGGACUGAGAAAUCCACAGAAUUCCAUGAGGUUAAAUUAUCAUUUUAUUCUUUUAAAUUUUUCAAAAAAGUGGGGGGAGGGGGGGGGGGCUAAAUAAUUAUGUUUUAGUGUACAAAAACUUUAUACUUAUGAACAUGUAUAUCAUAAUAUAUGACAUUUCAGGAAACAUUACAUAUAACUCUUAAA
Molecule: messenger RNA, 1457 nt
Organism: Saccostrea cuccullata (small rock oyster)
Lineage: Eukaryota; Metazoa; Mollusca; Bivalvia; Ostreida; Ostreidae
Product: probable methyltransferase-like protein 24
Exons: 6
Coding region: 182-1267 (361 amino acids)
Source: RefSeq, a predicted model, not a curated record